This is a messenger RNA of Hyposmocoma kahamanoa, 1059 nucleotides long. It is a transcript of the gene CSN7, whose product is annotated as COP9 signalosome complex subunit 7b. Lineage: Eukaryota; Metazoa; Arthropoda; Insecta; Lepidoptera; Cosmopterigidae. Gene Ontology annotation, cellular component: COP9 signalosome. The record is from RefSeq and is a predicted model, not a curated record. Bases 162 to 983 code for a protein of 273 amino acids. Gene Ontology annotation, biological process: COP9 signalosome assembly. The transcript is spliced from 4 exons.
ACAAAACGAUUCCGUACAUUAAGAACUGUCAUUGGAGAAGAUUUGUGGAUUUCUUUAUUGCCGAAGUAGUGGUUAAUUUGUGAUAUUUUCAAGAAUUAUAGCGUAACUCAGUUGCUUUUAUUAUUUUCUUGUGUGUAGGAUAAAAAAUAUUCGAUCAAAUCAUGAAUCCUAUGUCGAUGGAUAGAGACGAGCCUUCUUCGUUGUUAUCAUUUUCAUCCAACCAUCCCUUGGAACAGUUUAUUUUGUUGGCCAAAGGAGCCAAAGGCUCCGCAUGCGCUGAACUGAUAAAACAAGUUCUGGAAGCACCUGGUGUCCAUGUCUUCGGCGAGUUGUUGGAAAUGCCGAAUAUAAAAGAGCUUGAAGGUGGUACUUAUGACAAACAUCUCAAAACUCUAAUUUUAUUUGCAUACGGCACAUACAAAGAUUACCUAGAGAACAAAUCGGACUACCUAGAGUUGACCCCAGCACAGUGUAAGAAGCUACAACAUCUAACAAUUGCCAGUCUUGCUACACAAGAGAAAUGUAUUCCCUAUAGUGUGCUGUUGAAGGAAUUGGAUAUAAAGAAUGUUAGAGAUCUGGAAGACCUUAUUAUAGAAGCUAUUUAUGCAGAUAUAAUCCACGGCAAAUUAGACCAAGAAUGCAAGCGCGUAGAGGUGGACGUAGCUCUAGGCCGCGAUGCACGCCUGGAAGACGCCUCGUCCAUCGCAGACGUGCUUGCUGACUGGUGCAAUGCAUGCGAAGCUGUACUAAGCUCCGUUGACCGCCACAUACAGAGGGCCAAUCACCACAAACAAAGAGCUAUUAGGCAUCAGCAACAAAUUGAACAAGAGGUAAUAUAUAUAAAGAAGACAUUGAAGACACAAGCCGAGACCGAAGAGUCUGCGGCGGGUGGUGGCACCGAAUCCCACUCUGCGCCUAAGAAGAAUUCGGGCAAAGGCAAAACGCCGCGCAACGCUGCCAAGUUCUGGCAGAAAAACACAUAAAAUCAGAAAAGACUUUGUGUACUUGUGAUAUGAAUAAUCGUAUAAUAAUAAAUAUUUAGGUACUGCCGCUCUCAUA